Molecule: messenger RNA, 284 nt
Organism: Marchantia polymorpha subsp. ruderalis
Lineage: Eukaryota; Viridiplantae; Streptophyta; Marchantiopsida; Marchantiales; Marchantiaceae
Source: the annotation of a GenBank genome assembly
AAGCGAGCGAGCGAGCCAGGCAGCCACCCGAGCCAUGUUAUGUUGACGACGGGGAGUGAGGGUUUUGCAUCUUGAUUGGAAAGUCACAAGCACAAGAUCUGCAAAGAUUUGGGUGCAUGUUUGGAGAUGCACUGUUCAAGAGAUCUGGCAAGAUUUGUGCAUGUUUGAAGGGGAGGACAAGGCACAGCACCAGGUGCCUCGUGUUUUCUGAAGACUAGUGAGAGUGGAGGACCCCAACCCCAGCAGCAGCUCCCGUGCCCAGUCAUGCGUGCUUUGUGGCAACC